GCGCACACAUUUCCCCUUCAUUUUUGGAGGGGGGAAAGUGCGUCUUAUAGGGCGAAAAAUACGGUAUAUGUGUUGUGUUGCCUCUCCCCGUGUUUCCAAAGGAGGAGCCAGCAGCCCACAAAUUUCCCAACAUCUCCAUCCCUUCAGGAAUGUGGGCGGUGCCAUACAGAGAGGUGGAAAAAUAAAGGCUGCUGUGAUAUAAAGCUGAAGUUUCCUGGUCCAGCCCAGUAUGUUGCAAACACUCGCUUGUUUCCUUAGUGCUUGAGCAUCAGGAAGGAACCAAGAGACGAGGCAGAAUCCACACACAGAGCUGUCUUCCAACCUCUUUUCAGGAUGUGGAGGGAACUGCGGAUGGUGGCUUUCUACCGGGCUGUCUUUGCAGAAAUCCUGGCCACAGCCAUCUUUGUUUUCUUCGGCCUGGGCUCGGAGUUGAAUUGGCCAGAGAAGCCCUCUGUCCUGCAGACUGCCAUCACCUUCAACUUGGCCGCAGCCACCGCUGUCCAGAUCGCCUGGCAUACCAGUGGAUCCCACCUCAACCCAGCAGUGACCUUGGCCUUCCUGCUUGGCUCUCGCAUAUCGUUGGCGAGGGCAGCCUGCUAUAUGCUUGCCCAGAUGGUCGGAGGCAUUGUCGGAGCAGCCGUCCUUUACGAGGUGACUCCUGAGGACAUACGAGGAACUUUAGGCACCAGUACGGUGAGGGUCAACGUCUCAUCCGGACAAGCUGUGUCUAUUGAGCUCAUUUUGACAUUGCAGCUGGUUCUAAGCUAUCUUGUGUCCACCGAUAGCAGCCGAAACAAAGGUUCUCCAGCUAUCAUGAUUGGUGUCUCCGUUGCCCUGGGACACUUAAUUGGGCAUUACUACACCACCUGUUCCAUGAAUCCAGCCAAAUCCUUUGGCCGUUCAGUUGUCGUCGGGAAUUUUACAAAGCAAUGGAUAUUCUGGGUGGGGCCACUGAUUGGUGCAAUCCUGGCCUUUGUGUUUUAUUCCUUUGUCCUUCACCACGACCCAAAGACCUUUGCGGAACGACUGGCUAUUCUCAGGGGCAGCUAUGAUGCAGAACCUUCGGAGAAGGAGAAAGACCAGCCGACAGACUCUGUAUCUCUGCCCAUGCCCAGCCUUGUACAUAGACUCUAGACUCCUAGGAGCAUGCCAUGGAAGAACAUUGAUGGUUUCUCCUGUUUUUAGGAAGGACUAAGUGAGAAACUACUCUUCCCUCUCUGGCCACGAGAGGGCCCCAAGUGCCUUUUCUCUCAAAUCUGAAGUCAGAUUGCAUAUGCACGGUGCCAAAUUUGCAACGACUCUUUUAGCAAGAGGAACGCCAGACAAUAGGAAUGGAUCUGUGGUGUUGUAUGGCCAGCAGGAGUCGCUGCGUUAACAUGCAUAUGCAAUGCAGGGGAAGGGCAGAGAGGAAGCCAGUUCAGAGGCCCAUCGCUUGCGGCGCCCAGUGACUGUGAACGCUGGCAGCUAAGGUAGCAAUGAUGGUGUUCUCGAGGUUUAAGUCUGCCGUCAUCUAUGCAAAACCAACUAGACCAGGCUUCCUCAACCUCGGCCCUCCAGAUGUUUUUGGCCUUCAACUCCCAUGAUCCCUAGCUAGCAGGACCAGUGGUCAGGGAUGAUGGGAAUUGUCGUCUCAAAACAUCUGGAGGGCCGAGGUUGAAGAAGCCUGAACUAGACUGUGAGCAGUAGGCUCUCGACUCGCAGACUUUUCAAGUGUCCCAGGGACAGUCCCAGAUUUACAGAAGCUAACCCGGUUUCUGAUUUGAUCCCAGAAUGUCCCACUUUCCCUUAGGGCAACCCUAUUUGCAUUGGAGACACGUUGGAGGGGAUGUGACUUCCGAUGGGGCCUCAGUUGACAAGGGUGGCGCUGUGGUCUAAACCUUUGAGCCUCUUGGGCUUGCCGAUCAGGAGGUUGGCGGUUCGAAUCCCCACGGCG
Podarcis muralis (Common wall lizard) is the source of this 1933-nucleotide messenger RNA. RefSeq names its product aquaporin-6-like. Gene Ontology annotation, cellular component: apical plasma membrane; plasma membrane. Gene Ontology annotation, molecular function: water channel activity; nitrate transmembrane transporter activity. The record is from RefSeq and is a predicted model, not a curated record. Gene Ontology annotation, biological process: transmembrane transport; carbon dioxide transport; water transport. NCBI's taxonomy places the organism in Eukaryota, Metazoa, Chordata, Lepidosauria, Squamata, Lacertidae.